Erigeron canadensis is the source of this 1656-nucleotide messenger RNA. Its product is annotated as 7-ethoxycoumarin O-deethylase-like. The transcript is spliced from 2 exons. Gene Ontology annotation, molecular function: oxidoreductase activity, acting on paired donors, with incorporation or reduction of molecular oxygen; heme binding; iron ion binding. Lineage: Eukaryota; Viridiplantae; Streptophyta; Magnoliopsida; Asterales; Asteraceae. The coding region runs from base 31 to 1512 and encodes 493 amino acids. The record is from RefSeq and is a predicted model, not a curated record.
ACACACAUAGCUAGCUAGCUAGCAACACCAAUGGAGUUUUUGACAAUUGCUAUUGGACUAUUAUUGUCCUAUGCAUUUAUCAAAGUAGUUCUCGGUAUACACAAACCGAAACACCUUCCUCCAGGACCAACCCCAUUACCGAUCAUUGGAAGCCUUCACUUACUUGGUGACCAUCCACACCAAUCGUUAGCGAAUCUCGCAAAAAUCCAUGGCCCGGUCAUGUUUUUAAAACUCGGUAAUAUCACUACACUAGUAAUAUCCUCGGCUUCAGCCGCGAAAGAAGUCCUCCAAAAACAAGACCUUGCCUUCUCAUCUACACGACAUGUACCCGAUGGGCUAAAUGCCCAUAACCAUUCAGUGAAUUCUGUUGUUUGGAUGCCAAUAAAUGUGCAAUGGCGAACCUUGCGCAAGAUUAUUAAUACCAAUAUUUUUUCGGGGACUUCUCUUGAUGCUAGCCAAUAUUUGAGGACCAAAAAAGUGCAAGAGUUAGUAACAUAUUGCCAAAAAGCUAGCCAGUCUAACGAUUGUGUGGAUAUUGGUCGGGCUGCUUUUAGAACCUCGUUGAAUCUCUUAUCCAACACGAUUUUGUCUAAGGAUUUAACUGACCCGUAUGAGGAUUCGGGUAAAGAGUUUAAGGAGGUAUAUGGUAACAUCAUGAUAGAAGUUGGGAAGCCAAAUUUGGUUGACUUUUUUCCUGUGUUUAAGAAAAUGGAUCCACAAGGGAUUAGAAGGAGAUUGACUAGUCAUGUUGGGAAGGUUCUUGGAUUGUUUGAGGAAUUGAUUAAUGAAAGAUUGGGUAAGAAAAAUGUUAAACAAGAUCCUGAUGUAUUGGACAUGAUUUUAAAGAUUAAUCAUGAGAACCCACAGGACAUCAAUAGGGAACACAUCAAAAGUAUGCUUUUGGACUUGUUUGUUGCUGGAACGGAUACAACUUCAAAUUCAUUGGAAUGGGCCGUGGCAGAAUUACUACGAAACCCACACAUUAGGGUUAAAGCUAAAGACGAACUUAAAGAAGUUAUCGGAAAAGGUAAAAUCGUAGAAGAAAAAGAUCUUCCGAAACUACCUUACUUACAAUGCAUUGUGAAAGAGACAUUAAGAAUUCAUCCUCCAAUCCCUUUUUUGGUUCCUCGAAGAGUUGAUAACGAAGUCAAAAUCAACGGCUACAUUGUCCCAAAAGGUACACAAGUGCUUGUCAAUGCAUGGGCCAUAGGGCGAGACCCAACCAUAUGGGAAAACCCACUCGAGUUCAAGCCAGAAAGAUUUUUGAACUCAAAAAUCGAUGUCCAUGGUCAAGAUUUUGAACUAAUCCCUUUUGGUGCUGGACGAAGAAUAUGUCCUGGUUUGCCACUUGCGAUUCGUAUGAUUCCUUUGAUGUUGGGGUCAUUACUCAACAACUUCGAUUUGAAUCUUGACAAUAAAAUCCGACAAGAGGAUUUGGACAUGACAGAAAGGUUUGGUAUUACCUUACAAAAGGCGGAUCCUCUUUGUGUUUUUCCAGUAUCCUUAAACUAGCACAAUGCAUAUGUAUGUUUGUGUAUGACAUUUGCUUCACAUAUUAUUAUCUUUGGUUAUCUUGUAUUCGAAUUCUCAGUGCACACCUAUGUUAUGUGAUUACUGAUUAAGCUUUGGAUGUUUUAAAGAGUUAUGUUUUAUUCA